Molecule: messenger RNA, 2154 nt
Organism: Daldinia vernicosa
Lineage: Eukaryota; Fungi; Ascomycota; Sordariomycetes; Xylariales; Hypoxylaceae
Exons: 5
Coding region: 372-1934 (520 amino acids)
Source: RefSeq, a predicted model, not a curated record
CCUCGAUGCUAGUCCGUACUUUCAGACUUUUGCGGCGAAAGCAACUCCUUGUCCACCAAAGCUUGAUCUUGAAUGUGGGGUUAAUCGAAAUUUAUGGGAUAGUCAUGACGUAUAUAUAACGUGAGCCGGGGCAGAUAUUCCCUGUGGUUAGCUGGUGUACAUAUGGGAAUGGGUGUAUCCCUUUGUUUCUCUGUUAUAAUGAACCAUGUAUGCCGUAUUGCAAAUUUAUUCAACUAUUAUUAAUAUAACUAAUACCUAUACUUACUGACCUACUUACUACCCUGCGCGUAACUCUUGUUACACGCUGCUGAUAUAUAUUAUAUCCUACGCACAAGUAUUCAGCGUUGCGCCGAGAGCGCUCAAGCUGCAGGAUGAAUAAACUCUGGGGCAGGGCCCAGGACGACAGUCCGCGGGACUCGAUGGAUCAGGAACGAGAAAAUGCGCCGAGCGAGCAUACUCGUUUGCUGCCGAAUAGAGUCGACAGCACGAGUUACUUGAGUCCGGAUGAUCCAGCGGUUUCGCCGUACAACUUAUGGAGUGUGCGGAUUGUCAGGUACCUUACCGUCCUUUUCGCCAUUCUCACCUUCGCAUGGUGGAUCGUUCUACUCGUCUCGACCUUCGUUACGCCUCCAGGUCUUCAUACGCGGGGAUCGGGUUUCUUCGCUUUUGGUUAUACUAGUUUAACGCUGGCGAACCUACUAUUCACCCUCAUGUUUUUCGCUACCCCGUCGAAACCCGUUCGAAUAUUGAGUAUAGUUUUGGGAGUGUUGUUGUUAGUCAAUGCCGUCUUGUUGCUGUCCAUAGAGAAGACAAGACAUGAAGAGGGUUGGGUAGGAAUGGUCAGCGUACUAUGGGCGUUUCUUAUGGCCCUCUGGACCCUACUCACCGAUCGCUUGGUUGAAUGGGGUAAAAAUGAAGAGGAAGAACGGCUGACUGGCCGGGCUGAGACGCGUCGCACUCUAACCGAGUGGAUUGCUGUUCUGUUGUCCACUAUUGUCAUGGUCAUACUUGGCCUUGCCGUCCUUCUAAUAACCUGUACUCUUAUCCUCCGGGGUCUUGAUGCUGGGCUAGCACCGCCAGGAGAGUUGUUCUGGGUAGAUGGAGACAAAUACAUGAUGCAUGUCUACUGCCAUGGGAAUAAGACCAACUCGGAGAGUAAUAAGUUGCCAACCGUUUUGCUAGAAGGAGGGGAAGGCCCGGUCGAAGACGGCCUAUGGCAGUUUGCUGAAAAUGCAGUCAACAACGGUUCCAUCCGUCGAUACUGUUUCGUUGACCGUCCCGGAUUUGCUUGGAGUGAUACCGCACCUUCGCCUCUGUCUGCUGGAAUGGCGGCCGAGGCUGUUAGUGAAGCUCUGGCUAAGGCUGGAGAAGAUGGUCCUUGGGUCCUCGCGAGUGCUGGUAUUGGUUCCGUAUAUUCACGCAUCUUCUCUGCUCGACAUGGUGGCGACAUCAAAGGACUGCUUUUCAUCGAUCCGUUGCACGAAGACGACCUUGACCGUGUAGGUUCGCCUAGCCGAGGAUUCUUACUCUGGUUACGGGGUAUAAUCUCGCCUCUUGGUCUUGAUCGCAUUCCGGGAGCUCUUUUCAAAGGCCGAACGAAGGAAGACCGCGUAUGGGGGCAAUCCGCAUACCAGUCGGGGAAAUUUAUAUUUGCGAAGUUGCAAGAAAACCUUGUAGCCGAUACGUUGUCGAAACGUGAUCUGGCUAGCAGCACGACAAUUCAAAACCCGGACGUCCCGUUGAGUGUGAUUAGCUCUGGUGAGAUGAUCCGCAAAGAUAGUGAGUGGGAAAGUAAGCAGAGGGAUAUCAGCCAUGUCACGCACAAGUUGAAGCACUGGGAUAUCGUUAAUAGGGCGCCGCAUCGAGUUUGGGAGACGAUCGAGGGGCGCUAUAUUAUUGAAAAAAGAUUGAAGGAGUUGGUGAAUGCCGCAUAGAUUGAUGCGAAGGGGUAUUGGAAUAAUUGUUUUUGAUUUUGCAUUUCAACGGAGCGUAGCACAAGAUUGGGUAUAGUUAAGCACGAUAGUAAUAAGGGCUUCAUAGUUUAUGUGAAUAUGUGAUUGAAGCAAUAUUAUAGUUAUGUUGAGUUUCUGCUUAUAUCUAGAAAUGAACAUACAUAAAUGGUUUUACAGCGUUGCCUUGAUGAGGAGGUUGAAG